Molecule: messenger RNA, 1524 nt
Organism: Fonsecaea nubica
Lineage: Eukaryota; Fungi; Ascomycota; Eurotiomycetes; Chaetothyriales; Herpotrichiellaceae
Exons: 9
Coding region: 1-1524 (507 amino acids)
Biological process (GO): carbohydrate transport; transmembrane transport
Cellular component (GO): membrane
Molecular function (GO): carbohydrate:proton symporter activity
Source: RefSeq, a predicted model, not a curated record
AUGGCGCAGGAACAGGGAUUUUAUUCGUGGUACAACCUCUCUAUCGUCUUCGCCCUUUGUCUAGGGUCGUUGUCGUAUGGGUAUUGCUUCAGCAUUAUCUCGACAACCCUUGGUCAGCCCGGCUUCUUCAAAUACUUUGGCCUGGCAGCUGCGCCGACCGAGCCCAACUAUGCCUAUACCAAUCGCAUCCUCGGUGCCACUAGUGGCCUCUUCUCCGCCGGUGCCUUCAUGGGCUGCUGGACCAUGGGCUGGAUGUGCGACGCGCGUGGUCGGAAGCAGGCCUUGUAUAUUGCCACGAUUAUUUCGAUUGUAGGGUCCGCACUGCAAGCAGGCUCCGCGGCGAUCGGCAUGUUUCUGUUCGCACGAUGGUUGACUGGCUACGGAGUCGGAAACUUGGUCACCUUGAUCCCAAUCAUGCAGGCAGAGAUAUCUCCUCCGGCCAGUCGGGGGUUCUUGGUCGGGCAGCAUGGUGUCGUUCUCGUGGGGGGCUAUAUGAUUGCCGGUUGGGUCGGCUAUGGCUGUUACUUCUCUCGGAACGAAAAUUUCCAAUGGCGGUUCCCUCUGGCGGUGGCUUGCCUCUGGCCCUUGCUGACUCUUGCCGUUGCGCCUUGGAUUCCGGAGUCUCCUCGAUGGCUGCUUCUUAAAGACCGCCGGGACGAGGCCUGGAAAAUCGUUGCGAAGCUUCAUUACAAUCCAUCGGAUCCGGAAGAGGUCUACGCCCGCAAGGAAUUCUACCAAAUGUGCCGGCAGGUCGACCACGACAGGGAGUUCUUCAGCCAUGAGACCAUCUGGGAUCUGUGGCGCAAACCCAGUUACCGCAAGAGGAUGCUCUGCGGCUUCUUCACCUUCUUCAGCAACGAAUCUUCGGGCAUCCUCGUCAUCUACAACUACAGUGUCAUGAUCUACCAGGGCCUUGGACAGACGGGACAUAUGCCUCUUCUUCUGUCUGGCAUCUAUGUCACGAUCGGGGCCCUCGGAAACUACGUCAACUCGAUCUUGGUCGACCGAACCGGCCGAAGGUUCCUCUUCCUCACCGGCCUGAGUGGGAUGCUGGUUUCGCUGAUCGCCGAAUCGAUCUUGUUGCGCUACUAUUCGGGUACCGAUAGCCAUGCAGGACUGAGUGCGGCGCUCUUCUUUAUAUUUUUGCAUCUGACCUUCUACGGAUGCUGCAUUGAUGCCAACAGCUUCAUCUACUGCUCCGAGAUCUUCCCGACACAUAUUCGACCGCGAGGCAUGGCGUGGUCUGUGGGGACUUUGUUCCUGACCACCAUCCCCUACCUCGAAGCCGCGCCUACGGCCUUUGCCGAAAUCGGUUGGAAAUACUAUAUUGUCUUUAUCGUCCUGACGACCAUCAACAUCCCCAUCAUUUACUUUUUCUUCCCUGAGACAAAAGGCCUGUCCCUCGAAGAGGUCGGCGAGAUCUUUGGCGACGAUGUGGCGAUCCACCUCACAAACCAGGCCGAGGACGAAAAGGCCGAGAUGGAGGUCGAUAUUGCUCAGAUCGAAGCACCCAAACAUGCCUAG